Galdieria sulphuraria is the source of this 1449-nucleotide messenger RNA. RefSeq names its product DNA primase. The coding region runs from base 34 to 1275 and encodes 413 amino acids. Lineage: Eukaryota; Rhodophyta; Bangiophyceae; Galdieriales; Galdieriaceae. The transcript is spliced from 10 exons. The record is from RefSeq and is a predicted model, not a curated record. Gene Ontology annotation, cellular component: mitochondrial matrix; nucleus. Gene Ontology annotation, molecular function: DNA-directed DNA polymerase activity; chromatin binding. Gene Ontology annotation, biological process: error-prone translesion synthesis; response to UV; mitochondrial DNA replication.
UUCGAUGGAAACCCGCGUCUUUUCAAAUUUGCCAUGAAUCGUAUUCCUACCUCUAGUUUCUAUGGAAACAGUCUAAAAGGAUACACUCCACCUGCAUUGCGAGAAGACGCUAAGAAACUUUAUCGAGGUCUCUCAACAGCCAAGUGCUUUCAUUUUCCCACUCAGAGCGCUGCUUUAGAAGCAGCAGCGAAGCUUCCAGGAUUGGAGUUGUUCGCUGAAGAUUUGGAUUCUUCUGGAACAAGACAUUACUUAUUGGCUUCCUACAGUGACUUUUGGGAAAUCUACAGGAAAAGAACCAGCAAGCAUUUUUAUGAAGUGAUAAGAGAAAACGUAUCUUGUAAACUUUAUUUUGAUCUGGAAUAUAUCCGAGCUUGCAAUACCCACGUUCAAGAGCAGGUAUUGGUGGAUUCCAUAUCGAAGUUAGUAAAAGAAGGAUUGAAGCAAAUACUGAAAAGAAAAGAAUCUUCUUUGCUUCCUUACCUGAAAUGUCUAGUUUUAGACUCUUCUUCUCAGGAAAAGUUUUCAAAGCACAUCAUCUUUCCAAAGAUAGUCUUUCCUAAUAACAGAAUCACUGGAAAGUUUAUAUCUAAAUUGUUACAAAUGAGCGAUAUUUCUUCCCAUUUUUUGGUUUUAAAGCCGAGUCGUGAUGAAAUGCAAACAGUUCUUGCAAUAGAUUUGAGCGUCUACAGUCGGAAUAGAUGUUUUCGUAUUCUAGGUUCCAGCAAAAUGGGUGAAAACAGACCCUUAACCAUAGGACAAUCUAUGAACCAAGAGUUAUUGCAUGAAACUUUGAUAUGCUAUUUUUACCCAGAUGAUGUAAUUUUAAUAGAUGAAGCUCAAAUUGACUAUAUUCAACCACUCAACGACUCCUUUGAGAUACCAUUCACUCUUAAAAGUUCUUUGUUGCCUAACAAAUACAAUGACACAUUUGCUACAUCUAAUAGUAAGUCAUCUCCAUUUCCUGAAAUAGACAAGUUUAUCGAGUCGGUGAUAUAUGAUCGGCAAGUGAAGGGCUCCAUAAGAAACGUUUUGUUCUUUUCAUCGUCUCUCAAGUUGGUAUAUAAUAUUCAAAAAUAUAGAUAUUGUCAUCACAUUGGGCGUCAUCAUAAAAGUAAUCAUAUUGUAUUGAUAGUAGAGUUGAAUACUAUGGUUUACUAUCAGAAAUGUUUGGAUCCAGAGUGUCGAGCUAUUGACUAUCGCUCUCCUCCUUUACCUUUGCCAGAGCAUUUGUUACAAAACUUCCCUUUGAAAACUGAUUUUGAAGCUUCCAAGUAAUCUUUUUGUGAGCUUUUGAAGUGAAUAGAAAGAGCGUAUUUUGUAAAGUGAAGGCAAGAAGAUAUAUAACUUGAUAUGAGGUGAAAUGUUGAGAUACCCUUAUGAGGCCUUGUCAAGUGCUAUUAUCCAUAUGUAGUUUGUAAACUGGAAUAAAAGAAACAAGCACGGUUAUAA